AAUUAUGAAUAAUCGGCCCUGCUGAUAGCAGAGGGGAAGGUGUGUGUGAUUCUUUUGUGCUUUAAUAACGUUCUGUGAUAAACGUUCCUCUACAGGGAUCAAAGGUUUGCCUGCGGAGAUUCAGCGCGAGUGUGUGUGUGUGUGUGACUGGAUGACUGGAAGGAAUCAGAUGGAGAUCAGCCUUCACACACUCAACAUCGGUGUGUGAGUUCCUCAGUUCCUCGAUCCGUCAGCAUCAUGUGUGUGAGCUCGGGCCGGGUCCGGGCCUCGGUGUCGGUCCUGCUCGCGUGUCUCGUCCUGCAGGCCUGCGGGGCCCCGGAGCCCGACAGAGACACCUGCUACUCUCGCCAGCACCGAGACGUGGGCGUGAACACUCGCGCGGCUCUGGAGCAGGAGGGAACCGUGAUGGAGGCGCGAGCGAAGCCGUCGGAGAAGGACUGUAUACUCACCUGUUGCUCUGAGGACCUGAGUCCAGGGGUGAAGUGUAACCUGGUGGUGUAUACGCCCCCGGCCCGGCCCGGGGACCAGAACUGCCUGCUGUUCCACUGUCUGAGCGAGAGGGACUGUCCGCUGACGCCGGCCAGCGCUGGAAUCAACACCUACAACAUAUUCAAGGGUUCAACUCAUCCAUUGACUAAAUCAAAUGAAAGAGUAACAGCCAAACCUGCACCCAGUGUACAGACAAAGCUGACCACGACCACAACAACACCCACAACAGCAACCAUGACUACAACAACAACAACACCCACAACAGCAACCAUGACAACAACAACAACAACACCUACACCCGCAACAACAACACCACCAGCAACAACACCACCACCAGCAACAACAACACCACCAGCAACAACAACACCACCAACAACAACACCACCACCAACAACAACAACACCACCACCAACAACAGCAACCACGACUACAACAACAACAACAACAACACCACUUGCAACAACUCCCACCACCACACCCCUGACCAGCACUGAAGAACCGCUGGCUGGGUCAGAAUCACACGUGAUGCUUGUAACCGUCGCUGUGACAACCGCACCUGUUGCCACGACAACCACACCCAUUGCCACGACAACCACCACCACUACACAGUCCACCACUACAACCACAAAAACAGCUAAAAGCACCAGCACUAAAGCGCCGCGGCCUCCGGUCAAACCCAACAGAGUCCGAAAACCCGGCAAACCUUCCAGACCAGAACCACAUCCAGUAAAGCCCGUCAGAGCGACCGCCAGCCCGACAACCACCGGCACACACACACCAGCGACUGCUACAACCACAAGAGCUACAACCACCACAACUACACCCACAACAACAACUAUAACUACACCCACAACAACAACAACUACAACUACUACAAUAACUACUACAAUAACUACAACUACUGUAACUACACCUGCACCCGCGGCUCCGCCCGCUGAGCCCGAGAGCGAGUCGAGGCGCCGGGGCUUCGGUGCUCCUGCCGGCGGCCCGGUUCUGGGAAAGCCCAAGGUGUCUCGGGUGAUGUGGAAGAACAGCCUGGUGGCCAUCGUGGUGCUCACACUCCUCUUCCUCGUGCUCAUCCUCGCCCUGGUGGCCCGGAAGGCCAUGGAGUCCUUCGACAGGCGGCACUACACUCGCCUGGAGCUCAACGACCUGCACUACGAGGUGUAG
Molecule: messenger RNA, 1659 nt
Organism: Rhinichthys klamathensis goyatoka
Lineage: Eukaryota; Metazoa; Chordata; Actinopteri; Cypriniformes; Leuciscidae
Gene: mansc1
Product: MANSC domain containing 1
Exons: 4
Coding region: 238-1659 (473 amino acids)
Cellular component (GO): membrane
Source: RefSeq, a predicted model, not a curated record